AUGUAUUCUCGAUGUGGCAGUAGUGGCUCUAUACAAAACAUUCACCAAACACCAUCAUCGUCGAAUCAUAAUUCAGAAGAUGAAGAUGAUAGUGGGGACAACAAAGCGUCAGCAAUAAGUUUUAAAGAAAGGAGGAGGGAAGCCCAUACACAGGCUGAACAAAAAAGAAGAGAUGCAAUUAAGAAAGGCUACGAUUCAUUACAAGAGUUAGUGCCAACUUGCCAGCAAACAGAUGCAUCUGGCUAUAAGCCUAGUAAAGCAACUGUCUUACAAAAAUCCAUUGACUACAUACAAUACCUUUUGCAACAACGACGUCGACAAGAAGAAGAGCGUAACGCGUUACGCAAAGAUGUGGUAGCAUUGAGAAUUAUGCAGGCUAACUAUGAACAGAUCGUGAAGGCCCAGCAUUCAGUACCAGGCCACAGUGAGCAGAGAUUGACGGACCAGGAGAAAUUUCAAGUUUUUCAGGGCAUCAUGGAUAAAUUGUUUGAAUCCUUCGAAUCGGUGCCGACCAAUAAUUUCGCGGAGUUCUCAGCUGGCGUCUUCAAUUGGCUCGAGGAAUACUGCAAGCCUCAGUCUUUGCGCACGUUAGUACAUGGCGUGUUGCGUGAUCAGAGCUAUACACCCUAG
Molecule: messenger RNA, 630 nt
Organism: Leptosia nina
Lineage: Eukaryota; Metazoa; Arthropoda; Insecta; Lepidoptera; Pieridae
Source: the annotation of a GenBank genome assembly